GGAGAGAGAGAGACGAGGCGCACACGCUCACUCCAGUGCUGCAGGACUGCAUGAGAGGAAUUGAGAUAAUAGCCACACCACCAGCAUCCAUCACAGGAGCUAAAGAGCCAUCUCAGCCCGGCUGGUCACGGCACUAUGGCACAAGCCGCCAAACAUUUGCGCAAGAAUAAGGAUUUAGAGGCGCUCGCCGAACAGGAGCGGAAGGAGAAAGAGGAGGAGAAGGCGAAGAAAAGGAGCCGCUCGCGGGAUAAAAAGCGCAAGGCCCACGUCGUUCAUCGCUGGCUAAUCGAUCAGGACAAUAGUGUGAGCUCUGAGCUGCCGGAUGGCCAGGGAGUGUGGCUCUGUGAUGAAACAACUGAUGCUGGCACCAGUUUCCUCCGUGCAGCUCGCUCCGGUAAUCUGGAGAAGGCUCUCGACCACAUCAAGAAUGGCAUCGACAUCAACACAGCCAAUCAGAAUGGACUCAACGGGCUGCACUUGGCCUCGAAGGAAGGCCAUGUUAAAAUGGUGCUGGAGCUCCUGCACCAUGGCAUUGUUCUAGAGACGACCACAAAGAAAGGAAACACUGCUCUUCACAUAGCUGCGUUAGCUGGACAGGAGCAGGUGGUCACCGAGCUGGUUAACUAUGGAGCCAAUGUCAACGCUCAGUCUCAGAAGGGCUUCACUCCUCUCUACAUGGCUGCACAAGAGAAUCACCUGGAGGUUGUGAAGUUUCUCCUGGAUAAUGGAGCCAAUCAGACCCUUCCAACCGAGGAUGGCUUUACCCCUCUUGCUGUGGCUCUUCAGCAGGGCCAUGAGAAUGUUGUGGCCCUGCUCAUCAACCACGGUACUAAGGGCAAGGUCCGCCUUCCUGCACUGCAUAUCGCUGCCCGAAACGAUGACACCAGAACUGCCGCUGUGCUUUUACAGAAUGACCCAAAUCCUGAUGUCUUGAGCAAGACAGGCUUCACGCCACUCCAUAUCGCAGCCCACUAUGAAAACCUGAAUGUUGCCCAGCUACUUCUGAACAGAGGAGCUGAUGUGAACUUCACACCCAAGAAUGGGAUCACACCUCUACACAUUGCAUCCAGGAGAGGAAAUGUCAUCAUGGUCAGACUUCUGCUGGACCGAGGAGCUAAGAUUGACGCCAAGACAAAAGAUGAGUUGACUCCUCUUCACUGUGCUGCCAGAAAUGGCCAUGUGAGAAUAAUUGAGAUCCUUCUGGACCAAGGAGCUCCAAUACAUGCCAAGACCAAGAAUGGCCUGUCUCCAAUACACAUGGCAGCCCAGGGUGAUCAUUUGGACUGUAUCAGACAGCUAUUACAGUACAAUGCCGAGAUUGAUGACAUCACUCUAGACCACCUGACCCCUCUGCAUGUGGCAGCACACUGUGGACAUCAUCGCAUGGCCAAGGUUCUCCUGGAUAAAGGAGCCAAACCAAACACCCGUGCUCUGAAUGGCUUCACACCGCUCCAUAUUGCCUGUAAGAAGAACCACGUGCGUGUAAUGGACCUGCUGUUAAAGCAUUCUGCAUCCCUGGAGGCUGUAACAGAGUCAGGAUUGACCCCGCUGCACGUGUCCUCCUUCAUGGGUCAUCUGAAUAUAGUGAAGAUACUGAUGCAAAAAGGAGCUUCACCACAUGCCUCAAACGUGAAAGUGGAAACACCUCUGCACAUGGCGUCUCGAGCUGGUCACUGUGACGUUGCUGAGUUCCUGUUGCAAAACGCAGCUCCAGUGGACGCCAAAGCCAAGGAUGACCAGACGCCGCUACACUGUGCCGCCCGCAUGGGCCACAACGAGAUGGUGAAGCUGCUGUUGGAGCACAAGGCAAACCCCAACUCCACCACAACAGCAGGACACACUCCACUGCACAUCGCUUCCCGUGAGGGUCACACACAGACUGCCAGCAUCCUACUGGACAUGGACGCCCAGCUCACCAAAAUGACCAAGAAAGGCUUCACUCCUCUUCAUGUAGCAGCCAAAUACGGGAAGGUUGAUCUAGCAGUGCUGCUUUUGGAGAGAGGAGCCAACCCAAAUGCUGCAGGCAAAGCUGGACUCACACCGUUGCAUGUGGCCAUCCAUCACAACAACCUGGAUGUGGUCAAUCUCUUGCUCAGUAAAGGAGGCUCACCACACAGUAGUGCUCGGAAUGGCUAUGCUCCGCUCCACAUUGCUUCCAAACAGAACCAGGUGGAGGCAGCGAGCAGCUUACUGCAGCAUGGAGCUUCUGCCAAUGCGGAGUCAUUGCAAGGGGUCACACCGCUACACCUAGCCUCCCAGGAGGGCCAAGCAGACAUGGUACUGCUGCUUAUCUCAAAACAAGCCAAUGUCAAUCUGGGCAACAAGAGCGGUCUGACUCCUCUUCACCUCGUGGCUCAGGAGGGGCAUGUUGGCAUUGCUGAUAUACUAGUGAAACACGGGGCGUCCGUCUACGCUGCCACACGGAUGGGUUACACUCCACUCCAUGUAGCUUGUCAUUACGGCAAUAUCAAGAUGGUUAAAUUCCUCUUACAGCAACAGGCCAAUGUAAACUGCAAGACCAGGAUGGGAUAUACACCGCUACAUCAGGCUGCUCAGCAGGGCCACACGGACAUUGUGACACUUCUCCUGAAACAUGGCGCACAGCCAGAUGAAGUGACGACUAAUGGAACAUCAGCUCUUGCCAUCGCAAAGCGUCUUGGAUACAUCUCAGUCAUUGAUGUGCUCAAACUGGUCACCGAAGACACUGUUACAAUGACCACCACUGAAAAACAUCGCAUGAGUUUCCCGGAGACAGUUGAUGAGAUCCUGGAUGUGUCUGAAGAUGAAGGAAUUGCACAGCUAACAUUAGGCGAGGAGCUGCUGGGGAACGAUGGUGCCAGGUAUUUGAAGAUGGAGGACAUAAAGGACCAUGAUGAGGAUUUCCUUUCCCCCAAGAAUGUUCUAGAGAAUCAUUCCCCUGCUAUUCCAAGAAUCCCUUGUGUGUCUCCUGAAACAGUCAUGCUGAAAGAACACGAAAUGGAGCAGCAGCACACUCCACUUCCUCUGCCCAAGGAUUACGAUGAGGAUUCGCUGAUCCCCAGCAGUCCGGCCACAGAGACGUCAGACAAUGUCAGUCCGGUAGCGAGCCCCAUCCACACCGGCUUCCUCGUGAGCUUCAUGGUGGAUGCUCGUGGCGGCUCGAUGAGAGGCAGCAGACAUAACGGCCUGCGUGUCAUCAUUCCUCCUCGCACCUGUGCCGCUCCAACACGCAUCACCUGCCGCCUGGUGAAGCCGCAGAAACUUGCCACUCCACCUCCUCUGGUGGAGGGUGAGGGUCUUUCCAGCCGUAUCAUCUCUCUUGGUCCAGCUGGCAUGCAGUUUUUAGGGCCUGUGAUUGUGGAGAUUCCCCAUUUCGCGGCACUCGGUCGGGGAGAUCGUGAGCUGGUGGUCUUGAGAAGUGAGAACGGAUCGGUCUGGAAGGAGCAUCGCAAUCGUUAUGGGGACCAGGUCCUGGAGACCAUCCUCAAUGGCAUGGAUGAAGAUCUUGAGAGUCAGGAGGAACUUGGGAAGAAAAGGAUCAGGCGCAUCAUCUCGACUGACUUCCCUCUCUACUUUGCGGUGGUGUCCCGCAUCCAGCAGGAGAACGAUCUGAUUGGCCCAGAAGGGGGUUUUCUCACCAGUAAGCUGGUGCCCAUGGCCCAGGCCAGUUUUCCUGAGACUGCCGUCACCAAGCGAGUCCGUCUCGGACUGCAGGCCCAGCCAGUCCCUGAUGAGCUGGUGGCCAAACUUCUGGGGAACCAAGCCACGUUCGGCCCAGUGGUGACAGUAGAGCCUCGUCGGCGCAAGUUUCACCGUCCCAUCGGCCUGAGGAUCCCACUGCCUCCCUCCUGGAGGGAGAGUCCACGGGACGCAGGCGAGGGCGACACCACCAGCCUCCGCCUGCUCUGCAGCGUCAUCGGUGGAACAGCUCCUGCCCAGUGGGAAGAUAUAACUGGAACCACCAAACUUCUAUAUGCCAAUGAUUGUGCCAAUUUCACCACUAAUGUCUCUGCCCGUUUCUGGCUGGCAGACUGUCCUCGGACCGCAGAGGCCGUGACCUUUGCCAACCUCCUGUACCGCGAGCUGACAGCCGUGCCAUACAUGGCCAAAUUUGUAGUUUUUGCAAAGAUGAAUGAAGCCCGAGAGGGCCGACUCCGCUGUUACUGCAUGACUGAUGACAAAAUGGACAAAACCCUGGAGCAGCACGAGAACUUUGCUGAAGUGGCUCGCAGCAGAGACAUAGAGGUCAUGGAGGGAAUGCCGCUGUAUUUGGAGUGUUCAGGAAACUUGGUUCCCAUUAGGAAGGCGGCCCAGCAGCCCCGCUGUUUUAACUUCCAAGCCUUCAGAGACAACAGACUGCCUGUGUCUGUCAAAGUGAGGGACAGCAGUAAAGAUCACUCUGGCUUUUUGUCUUUCUUGCGCAAAUCAACCAAAUAUGAAGAUAAUCAGCAUGUGUUGUGCAACCUCAACGUUACCAUGCCGCCAUGCAUUAAGAUUAUAGGAAGUGAUGAGCGAAGGAGAACUCUGACUCCUUUGGCUCUGAGGGAAAGAUACAGUGCUCUUAAUGAACCAGCCAUGGAUGUGAGCUGCAGCAUCAGAUUGCUGAAUGCUUCAGCCAAUGAUGGUCUGGUUUCUGCAGCAUCACUGAGCGCCAUGGAAAGGACGGAGUUAAAGAUGGCUUUAAUAGCUGAACAGCUAGGCCUGAGCUGGGCUGAGUUGGGACGUGAACUGCAGUUUAAUGUAGAUGAAAUAAAUAAGAUCCGUGUGGAGAAUCCCAACUCCCUUUUAGAGCAGAGCUCAACACUGCUCAACCUGUGGGCCGCUCGAGAGGGGAAGAGAGCCAAAAUGGACAGCCUGUACAUGGCCCUCAAGAGCAUUGACCGAAUGGACAUUGUGAACAUGUUGGAGGGCCAGGGACCACCAACAGGUCAGCAGGGGGGCUGGGAGCAAGAUACUUCCAGGUCUAUGCAUCAAGAGAGAGACCAUCUAUCUCCUGGCAUCACAAAUGGUUACGGGCUGAUGGUACAGGAAGAACUAGUUUCACCGGCCUCCAUGCAGUACAGUCUACCUUCGCCACUGGGCAAUGAGCCCUAUUGGCAAGAAGUCUCAAGCAUGGAGUGUGCACCCAUCGCUACCACCGAAGAGGACACACUCAUGGAGAUGUCUGAGGUACAGGUUUGGCCCUCAGGCAAUAGUCCUUCCAUUGUGGCUGUAGAGGACUCUUCACUGGAGUGCAGCAAUGCUGAUGACUCUGAGGCGCUACUGAACAGGAGUCUGGGCCCCUCGAGGAGCGGGACUCCCGGUGCAAACGGACCAGUGGGACUUUCUGCUCAGGGAGGGUUAAGUGGUUCCAUCGAGUUACUUGAGGAUCAAUCCAUCGGGGCAGAUUCAGAUUACAGUCCUGCUGGGAUGCUGUGUCUGAGUGAAGGGGUCAACAUCAAUGCUCUGGACAGAGGUCAGGGUUUGGAGAGGUCAGAAGGGGCUGUAGGUCAAGAAGUCAGCAACACUAAAGACAGUUCCAGUGCAGGUUUGGGAGAAGGAGGAGGUGACAGCACAAUCUUAGAAGAUAGCAUAUCUCUCAUUUCAGGGCAACAGCGAGUUUAUACUCGAAUGAGUGAUUCACCUGGGCUAAGAAGACGGGCAGAUCCUGGUGAUGACAGGUUAAGCGGUGGGUCCUUCCUGUCUUAUCUACAGGAUCAGGGGGCUCCUGGUUGGCACUCUGCUCCAGAAUCAGCACAGAAUAGAGUGGGGUCUCUACAAUGCUCCCUUCCUAGACAGGCAAUGGAGUCUAUGAUGUCAUCAGUACAAGCCACAGUGGACUGUAAUUCUAAGCAGUCUUGCCUAGCCCAGGAAGCCCUAAUUGAACCAGUGCGGGACAUGGGGCAUUCUGAGAUCAUCCAUGGGCAUUAUCAAGGAACUCAGCCUUUUGAGAAAGGAUUAGGCUUCCCGCACAGAACAGCUAACAUUCGUGGUUGGGAGGACAUGCGUCUAAGAGGACAGGGUGAUGAGGCAGAGGAUCUUCCAGGAGAGCAAGUGAGCGAGGAGCAAUUUACAGAUGAGCAUGGCAACAUCGUCACCAAAAAGAUUGUGAGGAAGGUGGUCCGGAGAGGAAAAGGGGAGGAAGGGGGUCAGGAGCUCAUCAUAGAAGGGCUGCCGCAGGAUAUCAAUGAGCCAGAAGUUGAUGGAGAACAGUACAUGAGCUAUGCCGUCCUUGGCCGUGACAGCAAGCCGGAUGUUGUGGAUGUGAAGAGGGGUGGUGCUCAAAUAGUCAAAUGUGCGAGUCUGCGGAGAGUAAAGCAGUGAGUCUGACUCGCUCCUCCCUGCAGGACUUGACAUCUUCACCCAAACCAUCCUUCACUGGCACAUGAUGGGCGUCAAAUAAAGAAGAAUACCAAACUAGAGCGCUGGUGAUAGGAUAUCAACUACGAAAAAGAGAUUUUAGGACUUUUUUAACAAGCAAAACAAACACUAGUGGCUAGAGGCAUGAUUUCUUAUCAAAUGAAACCACACCGUAAAAAAAAAAAAAAAAAAAAGCAAGCAUUUGAGAAGUUCUUCCUGUAAUCUCAAUAUCAGCAUGUGAAAGUGCUGUCGCAUGGCCUGCCUUUACAAACAGCACUGACUGCAAGCAAUUAUGAGGUGAGAGAAUACUGUCGUAACGCAAGGGCUGUUAAAUGCUGGGGGGAAGGACUCUGGUCAACUGGAUGUGUUUUGGGGGCACGUGGGACACAAAAGCUAGAGUUAGCAAGACUUUCCUGAUAUUUAGUCUUCCAGAACACAGUACUAGUCUGACCCUCUUGUACUGGUAUUAUACAUAAUAUGCACUCAAAUAUGAUGUGAAUGUACCCUCGGUGUGUGUGUGUGUGAGUGUGUGUGAGUGUGUGUUCUUUUACACAGCCAAAACACAACAACAAAUGACAACGACCAAUGUGAUGCUGCUGCUGCUGUCUCAAUACUUGCUCCUGAAUUCUUGUUCAGUUCAGUUGAAUGUGUCUUGUGUAUUGUAAAGGUAUAAUUGUGCAGCAAACGAGCAGUAAAGUCCUGUGUUGCCUGAGGUAGACUAGGCUCAAGGGUUACAAUUUGUGCAGUUUAAAUGUUUUCAGUGGGAUACAGUACAUAGGACAUACUUUCACAUCACUGUGGGGCUCUAUGUGUACACGUAUACUGUUUUUGUUCUGUACACAUUGCAAACCUCUGUGUCAUAUGAGCUUCCUCUUAAUAACUUCAUAUGCACAGAGGUUGAUAUUAACAUUUACAUUAUCCACCAUUUGCAUUUACUUUAUAGUGGUCUUUUUAUUUGAUUUUAUAUAUGAUAUUUAAAAAAGUCAAACCUUUCAGUGAAGUGAAAUUGUAUGGAUAUGUAGAUAAAGGCUUUUAGUAGAUUAAAAUAAUAAUUCAUAAUUAAUCUUGGGGUUUGUUGUGUAGGUAAUAAUUCAACAUAUUUAUUAUUAAGGGAAGAAAAAAAAUAUGGUGCAAAGUUUGAUAUUUGGAAACACUUUACCAUAAGGUACACAAUUUGCUGGCAUUCGUUAACAUGAACUAACAAGGAAAAUAAACUACUUCUAAAGCAUUAUUCAUCUUAAAUUUGUUAAUUUUUAAAUAAUUACUCUUAUACAAUAUGAAAUCUCUUUUAUCCCAUAUCCAUAUAUAACUUAAGCCCAAAGUGUACUUUAAUGCUUAAAUAUCACCAUCAGCAAAGUACACACAGACUAUACUGAAGUAUAUGUUGGGCUUUACAGUGGGAUAUGAAAGCUUGAUUAGUGACCUUGGUUUGCCAAUUAUUUGCAAAACAUUUAAUACUAGUAUUACUACUACUACUAUUACUAAUAUAACUUCACUGAAAGGUUAGAUUUUCUUUCUCACCUUUUCCGCAUAAUAGACAUUUCUUAACAGUAUAUUGUUCAUUGUUCUGUUUUUUUUUUCAUCUUUACAGAUUAUGCUUAUACUCAUGGUGUGCGCUUCUUUUUAGGGAGUUUGUUUCUCAUUUUUGAAACCAGACAUUUUCAUUGAUAAGAACAGAUGUUUAAUAAUGUUUUAGACACUCAACACAUGCUUGACAAAAAGGUGUGAGCACUGCAGACAUCUUUGCCUCUCUUACGCUUGAUGAAGACACGUAGCCACUGAGCACUGUGAUCAGACUGUUCACUGUCCCACAGCAGAACAGACCUGACUUCAUACACACACAGUAAUUAUAAUGUGGAUUAUCUGGACCUGCACUGACAUUAUUCUUUUCCACUCGUAUCUUUCUUCAGGAGUUUUUUUAGCUACAACAGAGAGUCCAGUUGUAGAGCUCCUGUUUCCAUGCACAGCUCAACACAAUAUCAUAUUAUGCAAAUAGUGAUCACUGUAGAGCUGGUUGGCCAUCAUCCCUGACUGCAUGGCCUCCAUGCAAAUAAUCUCUUUUAGAUCACCUAUUUAUGUAGCAUCUGAACACAACAUACAGCCUUCAACCUGAAAUCAUUCUGUGAAUUUAAAGGGUGAAACAAAAUCAUUUCAAAAACCUCAAAUCAACAUCUCUGAUGUAUGGAAAUAAAAUUCAGUUUCUGAUGUCAUAAGAGCAUGAUACCAAAUAUAGGCCAUUUAUUGUAGCACUGUA
Carassius carassius (crucian carp) is the source of this 8572-nucleotide messenger RNA. Its product is annotated as ankyrin-1-like. Gene Ontology annotation, molecular function: protein binding. The record is from RefSeq and is a predicted model, not a curated record. The coding region runs from base 136 to 6282 and encodes 2048 amino acids. Gene Ontology annotation, biological process: signal transduction. The transcript is spliced from 45 exons. NCBI's taxonomy places the organism in Eukaryota, Metazoa, Chordata, Actinopteri, Cypriniformes, Cyprinidae.